UACUUCCUUUCAAAACAACAUGGUGGUGGUGUAAGACGAAAUAAGAAAAUGCGUUUAGAAAAGUGUUACUUUUGUUCUUCCACCAUCUACCCUGGUCACGGAAUACAGUUUGUUCGUAACGAUUGCAAAAUAUUUAGGUUCUGUCGGUCAAAAUGUCAUAAAGCAUUUAAAAACAAGAGAAACCCACGAAAGGCCAAGUGGACAAAAGCUUUCAGAAAGGCUGCCGGGAAAGAGCUGGCCGUAGAUCCAUCACUGGAAUUUGAGAAACGCAGACAUGUCCCUGUCAAAUACAACAGAGAACUUUGGCAGACAACAUUCAAAGCAAUGAAGAGAAUAGAGGAGAUUCGAGUAAAAAGACAAAAUCAAUUCAUUCUAAACAGAUUAAAUAAGGGUAAAGAACUAAGGAAAGAAGCUGAUGUAAAGGAGGUUAAAACAAACAUACACUUAAUCAGGGCACCAGCAGCUCGAGCCAAAAAACUUGAGAAGAAGAUGGUACAGGUCAUACAGGAAGCAGAUGAUGAAGAUAUGGAAGAAGUAUAGGGAUCCAAGGAAGGUGGAUCAAACAGGAGACAAGUGUUGAGAUCAUUACUGUUCACUGACAGAGACAUUCUCAAGAAUGACAAACUGUUAUGUGACCUUGAUUGUUUUACCUUGCAUUGAAACUUGAAAGAUUUUCCUUUUUGUACUUUUUGAUGAAGUAACAAUAUUGUAAAUCAUUGGAUUUAGAGUUAAAAAGGACAAAAAUGUUGUCUGUUACUUUUUCAAAUGUAGUACCGGUAAUGUAUAAUAAACUGAAAAGGAAGUUUCA
Saccostrea echinata is the source of this 808-nucleotide messenger RNA. Its product is annotated as probable ribosome biogenesis protein RLP24. Gene Ontology annotation, cellular component: nucleolus. The record is from RefSeq and is a predicted model, not a curated record. Lineage: Eukaryota; Metazoa; Mollusca; Bivalvia; Ostreida; Ostreidae. The transcript has 5 exons. Gene Ontology annotation, biological process: ribosomal large subunit biogenesis. Bases 49 to 540 code for a protein of 163 amino acids.